AGCGGGAGUGUGACCAUGGCAGCAGCCACGCAGCAGAUGUCCAGUCUGCCCAGCGGACUCCGGAUCUGUACCACCGUGCCGGACAUCCUCUACCUGCCCGAGCUGGUGUUUGGAGGGCUAGUAUGGAUCCUAGUAGCGUCUACACUUGUGACAAUGCCAAACCCUCUAGGAUGGGUGAUGUUUGUAUCAGUCUUCUGCUUUGUGAUGACCUUCCUCUGGCUCAUCAUCUUCGCCUGCGGAGCACACAAAAACAGCAGCGCCUGGGCUACAGCGGACUUUAUUUAUCACCUGAUUGCUGUUAUAUUCUAUCUGAGUGCAUCAGUGACCCUGGCCUUUGUGACUAUCGGCAUGAAUAGUAUAGCAGCACUAUAUGACAAGUACUAUAAAAUCGACAUCGCAGCUGUGGUGUUCUCGUAUGUUGCCACAUUGCUUUACUUCAUCCAUUGCAUCCUUUCUGCUGUGCGGUGGAAAUCCUUCUAAUCAAAUAAUCUCAGCAAAAGGAAAUAAUUUUGACACAAAAUCUUUAAUAAACUGAAAAUAAACACUGGAAAACCACUGGGGCUGAAAGAUGAAAUCUCAGGAGUCAGUCCUUAGAAAAAUUGUGUUUAUUGUACUAGUACAGAUAGCAUUUCAAAAAAGUUUCCCUUCCCCCAAAUAUAAGAGGGCACUACACAGAAACACAAACCACAGCAAUCAUGAUGGAAUAAACCUGCUUAUUCUUUUCAUAUUAGAUUAUUCUAACCUCAUUACUUUUCUAAUGAUGAUGCAAUCUUAUAUUUGGGGGAAGGGAAACUUUUGAAAUGCUAUCUGUACUAGUACAAUGAAUGACACAUGUGGAUAAAGAAACAAUGUGGGUCUUGUAUACUUCUUGUACCUUUGUAACAGAUAAAUCAAUUUUUGUAUAUUUAGCUAAUACGCACUAUGAACAACAUAAUAUUUUAAUGAAAGAAUAUGAACUGGACAGAAUUCCCUGUGUAAGUAAUUCCUGAGUUAUGUAUGGGCUGUAUAAAUAUGACUACAUAAAUAUGCUACAUAUGACUACAUGCAUUUUCAAACAGGCAAAUAAACACAUUUAAAAUAAAUAAUAAUAAAAAAU
Messenger RNA from Sinocyclocheilus grahami, 1096 nucleotides. Its product is annotated as myelin and lymphocyte protein-like. The record is from RefSeq and is a predicted model, not a curated record. The transcript has 4 exons. Gene Ontology annotation, molecular function: structural constituent of myelin sheath. Gene Ontology annotation, cellular component: membrane. Lineage: Eukaryota; Metazoa; Chordata; Actinopteri; Cypriniformes; Cyprinidae. Gene Ontology annotation, biological process: myelination. The coding region runs from base 16 to 480 and encodes 154 amino acids.